AUGGAGGAGCUAGUACUUGCCGAGCUUGAAAAGGAGGGAGGAGGGAACCGAGUGCUUAGGGAAUCAGUGACAUUCAAGGAUGUGAUCGUGGACUUUACCCAGGAAGAAUGGAAACAUCUGGAUCCUACACAGAGAGAUUUGUUCAGGGAUGUGGCCUUGGAAAAUUAUACACACCUGGUCUCAGUUGGACUCCAGGUUUCCAAACCUGAUGUGAUUUCCCAGUUAGAGCAAGGGACAGAGCCAUGGAUUGUGGAGCCAAGCAUUCCAGGAGGUGCUUUUGGAGAGUGGAAUACAAAUUGUGUGGAUAUUUCUACAAAAGUGCUGCCUGUAGAAUCAACAGUGGAAAAACACAAAAAAUAUGGUUCUGGGAGUUCCAGUGUCCUAGAAACUUGGGAAUCUGAAGGCAGUCUAGAGAGACAGCAAGCAAACCAGCCGAUAUCACCAAGAGAAAUAAAAGUAACUAAAAAGGCAAUACCCACUUGGGAGAGGAGCCAUGUAAAUAGUGAAUUUGCAAAAAGCGGCAGUGUAAAUUCAAGCCUCAGAACACAGCAAGAAAUAUCUCUAGAACAAAUCUCUACCAAAAAAAGUGUCAAACAAAAGUCACACCCUAUUAAAAAAGAGAAGUCUUGUAAAUGCAAUGAAUGCGGUAAAGCUUUCAGCUAUUGUUCAGCUCUCAUUCGCCAUCAGAGAACACAUACUGGAGAAAAGCCUUACAAGUGUAAUGAAUGCACAAAGGCUUUCAGCCGGAGUGAAAACCUUAUAAACCAUCAAAGAAUGCAUACUGGCGAUAAACCAUACAAAUGUGAUCAGUGUGGAAAAGGUUUCAUUGAGGGUCCAUCUCUUGUACAACAUCAAAGAAUCCAUACUGGAGAAAAACCCUUUAAAUGUGAUGAAUGUGGGAAAGCCUUUAGUCAGAAGACUCACCUUGUUCAGCAUCAGCGGAUUCAUACUGGCGAGAGACCAUAUACUUGUAAUGAUUGUGGGAAAGCCUUCAGUCAGAGAGGCCACUUUAUGGAACAUCAGAAAAUUCAUACAGGAGAAAAACCUUUUAAAUGUGAUGAAUGUGAUAAGACCUUUACCAGGAGUACCCACCUUACUCAACAUCAAAAAAUCCACACUGGAGAGAAAACCUAUAAGUGUAAUGAAUGUGGAAAGGCCUUCAAUGGGCCCUCAACAUUUAUACGUCAUCAUAUGAUUCAUACUGGAGAAAAACCAUAUGAAUGUAACGAAUGUGGAAAAGCCUUCAGCCAGCACUCAAACCUCACUCAACAUCAAAAAACACACACGGGCGAGAAACCAUAUGAUUGUGCAGAAUGUGGAAAAUCUUUUAGUUAUUGGUCAUCCCUUGCUCAACAUCUGAAAAUUCAUACUGGUGAAAAACCAUACAAAUGCAAUGAAUGUGGAAAGGCCUUCAGUUACUGUUCAUCCCUUACUCAGCAUCGGAGAAUUCAUACUCGAGAAAAACCCUUUGAAUGCAGUGAGUGUGGAAAGGCUUUUAGUUACCUCUCCAACCUUAAUCAACACCAGAAAACUCACAGCCAAGAGAAAGCCUAUGAAUGUAAAGAAUGUGGGAAAGCCUUUAUUCGGAGUUCCUCUCUUGCUAAGCAUGAAAGAAUUCAUACUGGUGAGAAACCGUAUCAGUGUGACGAGUGUGGGAAAACAUUUAGCUAUGGCUCAUCCCUUAUUCAGCAUCGGAAAAUCCAUACUGGAGAAAGACCUUACAAGUGUAAUGAAUGUGGGAGAGCCUUCAACCAGAAUAUACACCUUACCCAGCAUAAGAGAAUUCACACAGGAGUAAAGCCUUAUGAGUGCUCCAAGUGUGGUAAGGCCUUUCGACAUUGUUCAUCCCUUGCUCAACAUCAGAAAACACACACAGAAGAAAGACCUUAUCAGUGUAAUAAAUGUGAAAAGACAUAUAGUCAGAGCUCCCAUCUGACGCAGCAUCAGCGAAUUCACACUGGAGAGAAGCCCUAUAAGUGUAAUGAAUGUGACAAAUCCUUUAGCCGGAGCAAUCACCUGACAGAACACCAAAACACUCACACUGGAGAGAAACCUUAUAACUGUAAUGAAUGCACGAAAACAUUCAGCCAGAGCACAUACCUUAUUAAACACCAGAGAAUUCAUUCUGAGAAGAAACCUUUUGGAUGUAGUAGUUGUGGAAAAUCCUUCCGGUAUCGUUCUGCUCUCAACAAACAUCAGAGACUACACCCUGACAUGUCUACACUAGAAACAUCAUGAAUUAUUUUGCUUUGCCACUUGUUAUGCACUGAAGAAUCAGUGGAUUGAGAAACUGCUUAGAUAUUUUAACUUUUUGCUAUCUCACUAUGAAGUGGAAAAUACAUUGUGCCCAACAAAUCCAAUUUUAUUAUUGACCAAUUUUGUGACAUUGGAAAAAUGCAACUAUUUUAAGCUUUCUGAAAUGAAAGAUUUGGAGUAGAUGUUUCAAAGUUAGUUUAGAAUUUUAUACUGUUUUGUAUAUUUAAAGUAUGUUCUUAUAUAGGUUUGUUAUAUAUUGGCAUUUUGUGCACUGCAUCUAGAAUAUGUAUGUUUAUGCAUGUUUUGCUGGUAGAAGGAGCUUGUGCUUCAGUAACUAUGAAUCCACUAUACUCCUGUCUUAAUGCACUUGUUUAGAUAACUGGCUCCUAAUAAAAAGAAUU
This is a messenger RNA of Dipodomys ordii (Ord's kangaroo rat), 2657 nucleotides long. It is a transcript of the gene Znf184, whose product is annotated as zinc finger protein 184. The record is from RefSeq and is a predicted model, not a curated record. The coding region runs from base 1 to 2238 and encodes 745 amino acids. The transcript has 4 exons. Lineage: Eukaryota; Metazoa; Chordata; Mammalia; Rodentia; Heteromyidae. Gene Ontology annotation, biological process: negative regulation of transcription by RNA polymerase II. Gene Ontology annotation, molecular function: DNA-binding transcription repressor activity, RNA polymerase II-specific.